CAGUAGUAGAUGCGGCCGCGACCGCGUAACUAAGCGUUGGUUAAUAGUUAUGAGUAACUCAAAUGAAAUUGAUCUGCAGUUCAGCUCACGGUUCACAUAAUAUGUGAAGCUCAUAAGUGAACCGGCUCGUAAAUCAGCUCAACGUUAGGUAUAUGUGUAGAGUUAUGAUAUACAUUUCUAUGAAUCACACUGAGAAGAUUCACAAGGCAGCUGGCGGCACGUAGACUCACACAGUUAUAUUAUACAUCGUGAUGAGUUGUGAGCUGCCAAGGUCUUUAGUUGUUGAGCCACAGCUCAAAGGUUCAAGUCUAUGUGACCUGAACUUUUCAACCGGUUUCGAGCUGAUUUACACACGUCUAUUGGUUAGUCUCGCGCGGACCGCUUUCAGAGGUGGAUGUGUUGCGAUGUUGUCGGCGCCGUACGCUCGCGACGGUGACGUGUGCGCCAGUGCCGCGGGCGGUUAAUGCGUGCUGCGGCGAGGGGCCUCGGGCGAUGCUGCGGUCGGCGGGCACCCGUAGCAAUGUACCUCACAAUCUCUCCAUAUUCGAUUCCUGUCAUCGCAAGAUCCGGCUCAUCGGCGGAGGACCUGUCGCCUUCCUAGGAGGACUCGUCGCGAAGGCGCGGCGCAAGGAGCGCGAGGGUGAGCCGGCCGGCGACCCCAAGCUGUACCUGCAGGAGGCGCUGCUGGAGCGCAAGCUGCCCGAGCUGGACAUGCGCCAACUGGUGGAGCUACCGCGCGGCCUCGACUACAACGAAUGGCUCGCCUCCCACACGCUGGCGCUAUUCGAGCACGUGAACCUACUGUACGGCACGGUGUCGGAGUUCUGUACGGCGGCGACGUGCCCCGACAUGACGGGCCCCGGCGCGCGCGCCUAUGCGUGGUACGACGAGCGCGGCAAGAAGACGCGCGUCGCCGCGCCACAGUACGUCGACUACGUCAUGACCUACACGCAGAAGACCGUCACCGACGAGACCGUCUUCCCCACAAAGUACGCGAACGAGUUCCCGGCGCAGUUCGAGGGCGUGGUGCGGCGCGUGGUGCGGCUGCUGUUCCACGUCGUGGCGCACUUGUACGCGGCGCACUUCCGCGAGCUGGUGCUGCUGCGUCUGCACGCGCACCUGCACCUCACCUUCGCGCACCUCACCGCGCUCGACCGCCGCUUCGCACUGCUCGACCACAAGGAGACCGAGGUGUUGCGCGACCUGGAGGUGGCGCUGCGCUUGUCGGAGCCGGGGGGCGCGCCCUGCCCGCCGACGCCCGCGCCGGGCCCGGCGGGGGGCGCGGCGGGGGGCGCGGCGGGGGGUGCGGCGGGUGCGGGGGGCGCGGAGGAGGGCGCCUCGCCGCGGCGCCGGUCGCCGGUGGUGACGCAGCCGCUGGCGUCCGCGUGACGCCGCCUUGUUGACUCUAUUGUAAAUAUUUCAAUCUGUUAAGUAGUUCUAGGUGAUUACAAUUAGUUUAUAAAUUUGUGAUUGCUUUGGUUGUAAAUAAAAGUGAUAUUUGUUUAACUAAUAAACGGAAAAGCUUUAUGUAGUUUUGUUUGUCGCGC
Molecule: messenger RNA, 1547 nt
Organism: Papilio machaon (common yellow swallowtail)
Lineage: Eukaryota; Metazoa; Arthropoda; Insecta; Lepidoptera; Papilionidae
Gene: Mob2
Product: MOB kinase activator-like 2
Exons: 5
Coding region: 493-1389 (298 amino acids)
Biological process (GO): signal transduction; positive regulation of protein phosphorylation
Cellular component (GO): cytoplasm; nucleus
Molecular function (GO): protein kinase activator activity
Source: RefSeq, a predicted model, not a curated record